Molecule: messenger RNA, 906 nt
Organism: Eriocheir sinensis (Chinese mitten crab)
Lineage: Eukaryota; Metazoa; Arthropoda; Malacostraca; Decapoda; Varunidae
Exons: 2
Coding region: 1-906 (301 amino acids)
Source: RefSeq, a predicted model, not a curated record
AUGUGGUAUUGGUGUGCUGGAUAUCCCUUCACUAGUAUUCUGGUAACAUACACUCCCAGGUCUUUCUCUGCCUCUGUGGUGGAUAGUGGAGUGUUUCCCAUGUGGUAUUGGUGUGCUGGAUAUCCCUUCACUGGUAGCCUGGUUACAUACACUCCCAGGUCUUUCUCUGCCUCUGUGGUGGAUAGUGGAGUGUUUCCCAUGUGGUAUUGGUGUGCUGGAUAUCCCUUCACUGGUAGCCUGGUCACAUACACUCCCAGGUCUUUCUCUGCCUCUGUGGUGGAUAGUGGAGUGUUUCCCAUGUGGUAUUGGUGUGCUGGAUAUCCCUUCACUGGUAGCCUGGUUACAUACACUCCCAGGUCUUUCUCUGCCUCUGUGGUGGAUAGUGGAGUGUUUCCCAUGUGGUAUUGGUGUGCUGGAUAUCCCUUCACUGGUAGCCCGGUAACAGACACUCCCAGGUCUUUCUCUGCCUCUGUGGUGGAUAGUGGAGUGUUUCCCAUGUGGUAUUGGUGGGCUGGAUAUCCCUUCACUGGUAGCCUGGUUACAUACACUCCCAGGUCUUUCUCUGUCUCUGUGGUGGAUAAUGGAGUGUUUCCCAUGUGGUAUUGGUGUGCUGGAUAUCCCUUCACUGGUAGCCUGGUAUCAUACACUCCCAGGUCUUUCUCUGCCUCUGUGGUGGAUAAUGGAGUGUUUCCCAUGUGGUAUUGGUGUGCUGGAUAUCCCUUCACUGAUAGCCUGGUAACAUACACUCCCAGGUCUUUCUGUGCCUCUGUGGUGGAUAGUGGAGUGUUUCCCAUGUGGUAUUGGCAGAGCUGGGCACUUCCGAACAUCAGUCCGAUCGUCCGAUCUUCCGAUCUGAUCGGAACAGCACUUGACGAUCGGAAUGCAAAGAUUGGAUCAUCGUUGUAA